CGUGUGCACUCUCACUUGAGUCGUAAUGACGUAUCAAAACGUCACGAGUAUUUUUUACUUUAAAAACAUGAUGUAUUUUUAAUCAAUCAACCAAUCAAUCAAUCGUACUCGUGAGACAAUGACGGUUUGAAAUUCAUCAGUGGCAUGUGCAUAAAUUAAAUAAUUCCAACAAUUUCAAUCAUUCAAGAUCAAUGAAUACCCAGUGAUUACACACGCGAUAAACGUUCCAUUUAAAAAUAAAAUUUACCUGAGUAAAUAAAUACGAAAUGAGAGACAACGCCUGCCAUCCACGCAACCCGUGGAUGCAGCCCGGGGGCGGAGGUGGCGGUGGCCACGGACGAGGCACUAAUCCCGGAGAUGAUGAAGCGCCCAAGGAUCCUGGCGCACGUAUCACGCAUCAGUCUUUUUCGGAGAAGGAUUAUGAAGGACACAGGGCGCACACGGUGUAUGUGGGGGUUCAUCUCCCAGGUGAAAAACGACAUCGUCGCCAUCACAAACAUCACCACCCACGUCAGCCCGACAGCAAAGAGGAGCCCGAGAAUGAGCGACCCAGGCCAUUGAUGAUGGCGAGAAGGGGUAGUCGACUAGCUAGCAUCUGUGACCCCGAUGGCGAGACUAUAUUCACUCCACCGGCACAAAGGGUGCAAUUUAUCCUGGGUGAAGAGGUCGGAGACGAUGCCCACGAGUCUCAUCCACUUUUCUCGGAAAUGGAGGAGCUUGUCAAGGAUGGAGAUGAGAUGGAGUGGAAAGAAACAGCCCGUUGGAUAAAGUUCGAGGAGGACGUUGAAGAGGGUGGAAACCGCUGGAGCAAGCCGCACGUAGCGACGUUAUCGCUCCACUCAUUAUUCGAGCUCAGAAGUCUUCUGCUCAAUGGCACAGUUAUGCUCGAUAUGGAGGCCAGCAGUCUCGAGCAAAUUGCCGAUCUAGUUCUCGAUAACAUGAUCAGCAAAGGAGUCCUCCCAAUUGACACCCGAGAGAAGGUGAGGGAGGCUCUGCUGGUGCGACAUCGGCAUCAGCACGAGCGCCGGAAGGACAACAACAUGUCUCGUCUACCCAUCAUCCGGUCGUUGGCGGAUAUCGGGAGGAACCACUCGUCGUCAAAGAAUUGUGACUUUACAUGUGGUAUGCGUGGCUUGUUGACAUCAGAUUUACAGGCUCGUCCCAGUGAUGCAUACACACCAGCUGUGCCGCGCAGUACAAGCUGUCCAAAUCCAAAUACAGCACUUAUAUCGAAAGACUCGAAAGACCUAAAAGGACCGUAUCUCCUUGUACCAGGUCAAGAGCCAACGAUAGAUCGAAGUCCCAGUAGUAUAUCGAUAAGCAGAAAUCACAGUUCAGGUGGUUUAGAUAACGGAGACGGCAAUCACAAGGUAAAUACGCAUUUUAUGCGGAAAAUCCCGGCAGGUGCCGAGGCAAGUAAUAUCCUAGUUGGAGAGGUUGAUUUCCUGGAGAAAACACUACCGGCCUUUAUCCGCCUCAGCCAAGCCAAUAUGAUGGGAGAUUUGACGGAAGUGCCAGUGCCCACGAGAUUCAUCUUCAUUCUUCUCGGGCCGAUGGGUGGGAUUUCCGGCUUUCAUGAGAUCGGGAGGGCCAUGGCGACCCUCAUGUCCGACGAGGUCUUCCACGAUGUCGCCUACAAAGCCAAGAAUAGAAAUCACCUACUAGCGGGGAUCGACGAAUUUUUGGAUGCUGUCACCGUCUUGCCACCUGGGGAGUGGGAUCCGACGAUAAGAAUAGAACCACCUGCAGCUAUUCCCUCACAGGACACUAGAAAGAGGCCAAAAGAAGAGAAACCUAAAGAGGAGGUGGACGAAGAGGCCGACGAACAAAAGCUCCGCGAGGAGUCUGGAUUAUCGAGAACGGGGAGAUUAUUCGGCGGGCUCAUCAACGAUAUUAAGAGAAAAGCUCCGUUCUACAUCACCGAUUUCAAGGACGCCAUGGCACUGCAGUGCAUCGCAUCCUUCAUCUUUCUGUACUUCGCUUGUCUCUCGCCUAUCAUCACGUUUGGAGGUCUUCUCAGUGAAGCCACCGGGAAGAACAUGGCCGCCAUGGAGUCUCUCGUAUCCGGUUUCGUUUGCGGAGUCGGUUACGGCUUCUUCUCUGGUCAACCGCUCACCAUUCUUGGCUCUACGGGGCCUGUACUUGUGUUUGAGACAAUAGUUUUCGAAUUUUGCAGAAAAACCGCGUGGAACUACAUGUCCUUCCGAUUUUGGAUCGGCUCCUGGAUCGCCGGAAUUCUCAUAGUACUAGUGGCAAUCGAUGCGAGCGCCUUUGUCUGUUAUAUCACGAGAUUCACGGAGGAGAAUUUUGCUACUUUAAUAGCCUUCAUCUUCAUAUACAAAGCAGUGGAAAAUGUCUUUGCCAUUGGGAAGAAGUAUCCUCUCAAUACUCACGGAAAUGAACUCCUGGACAUGAAUUGCUUAUGCAGACCGCCUAAUAGUACGUUAACAGUAUUGCCGGGGAGCUACAGCAGCGUUAAUUGGACUGCUUUGGAUAAAGUUUCGUGUCAGAAUUUGAACGGUACUUUAACAGGGGACGGAUGCACAACGCCUCAGUACGUACCCGAUGUGUUCCUUAUGUCAAUUAUACUUUUCAUGGGGACAUUUUUGCUGUCUGUCGAGCUCAAGGACUUCAAAAAUGCCCUAUUCUUCCCCUCCAAGGUGAGACAAAUCGUGAGUGACUUCGCAGUGAUAAUCGCAAUAUUUUCAAUGUCAAUACUCGACUACUGCACGGGAAUAGCCACUCCAAAGCUCGAAGUGCCGAGUGAAUUCAAGCCAACCCUCGAGGGACGCGGCUGGAUCAUCUGGCCGUUCCAAGAAAAUCCAUGGUGGAGUGCUAUUGUCGCGUGCCUACCAGCACUACUGGGAACAAUUUUAAUUUUCAUGGAUCAACAAAUCACUGCGGUUAUCGUCAACAGAAAAGAAAAUAAACUGAAAAAAGGCUGCGGCUAUCAUCUUGAUCUUUUCGUUCUGGCGAUAUUGAUUGAAAUCUGCUCAGUAAUGGGAUUACCCUGGUUCGUAGCCGCCACCGUCCUGUCAAUAAAUCACGUUAAUUCGCUCAAACUCGAGUCGGAGUGUGCAGCACCUGGUGAAAAACCACAGUUUCUGGGGGUGCGAGAACAACGUGUCACCCACAUAUUGAUAUUUCUCAUGAUUGGUUGUUCUGUUCUACUCACACCAAUGCUGAGCCACAUUCCAAUGCCUGUACUGUUUGGGGUAUUCCUGUACAUGGGCGUUGCAUCACUCAAGGGCCUCCAAUUCUUCGAUAGAAUACUGAUCAUGCUCAUGCCUGUCAAAUAUCAACCUGACUACAUGUUCCUACGUCAGGUCCCUCUGAAGCGAGUUCACAUGUUCACGUUAAUUCAGAUUGCUUGUCUUGCCUGUCUCUGGACGAUAAAAUCGUUUAGCAGCACCUCAAUCUUAUUCCCGUUAAUGUUGGUGGUGAUGAUUGGCAUUCGUAAAUCAUUGGAUCUUCUUUUCACCCGUCGUGAGCUCAAGAUUCUUGAUGACGUUAUGCCAGAGUCAACCAAGAAGCAUGCCGACGAUCUACGUCAGUUGGAGAGCGGCGAGGAGCAGCAGGAAGCGUCGGAUUACGGUGAUACCGGUAACCUCCAGAUAUCAUUGGCUAAUGGUAAUGUCAUGAAGAUACCUUUGGCCAGCAUCAAUAUCAGCGAGGAAGUCAAUAAAAGUGGAAUUUGGAAGCAAGUCAACGAUGUCAAUUCAACUGAGAAGAAGCAACCGAAGAUGAUCAAUGUGGGGAAGCAGAAGAAGCAAUCUAAGAGGGAGGGGAGUCCGGUGGACGAGACGACGCGGUUAACCACUAUGACUGAGGAGGAUGAGGAUGACUGCGGUAUCUCUAUCAAGGUAGAUCUUAUUCGCUCUAAGGAAUCCGGAUCCUUUAAAGCGAAUGGCACCACGUCCGCUGAAACUUCAGUUUGAAGAGUGACAGUCUUGAGAACAAUUCUGGGAAGAUUGUCUUCCUUUAAUGAUAGUGUUAAUGAACGGUACGAAUUCAUUGGAAUUCAUUGAAUUAAUUGAUGCGAAAAUCAGGGAAUGUCAGUGUAAAAAGUGUUGUCUGCAUCGAGUUUCGCUCGUUGGAAGUUGCAUUCACAGUUGAUCAGCUCAUGACUUAUUUACGACGCACAUUGCAUCUUCUGAUCAACAGAUGGAACAAAAGAAUUCAAGUAUUACAUUCUAAUUCUUACGAUUGUGGUGAUAAGAUGUGUCGAUUUAGUAUUACUCGGUUAUCAUUAGAGACACUUCCAUGAACGAUUGAAAGUAUGAAAUUUUUACGCUAACGAUGUUAAUAUUAACGAUCUACAUAUGUUUGGUGGGUAUUUGUGUGCUUGUUAUUAUAGUAUUCGCGUUGAAUUUGUUGAUUUACAACAAGUGCUCAUUAUCAUUGUUGUCUGUUGUAAGUUGUCGUUAUUAGGGUGUGUGGAUUCGGGACUAUCAGUUUUCAGAAUAUGUGCAAUGUGUAUCUCUAAUUAUUGAAAUUUGUAUUGAUAUUGUUUUUGAUAGUCAACGAGUCCGUGUUAUUUGACGUCUGGUAUCUGAUUGCUUUUGAGAGCAUUUUUCGGGUAGACAUGUGGUGAGUGUUAUGAGAGAUAAAUUUUGUUGAAUAAAAAAAUUUAUAUGAAAUGAGCCUAAGUCGAUGGAAUUCACUGUAAGGGAUAUAUUAUUUUGCCACAUUCUCAGUGCCAUUGCGUAUGCAAACAGAUGUAUGUUUCAAUAUAUUAUGAAUAAAGGAUUAAUAAUAAAAUUGA
Molecule: messenger RNA, 4765 nt
Organism: Diachasma alloeum
Lineage: Eukaryota; Metazoa; Arthropoda; Insecta; Hymenoptera; Braconidae
Gene: Ndae1
Product: sodium bicarbonate cotransporter 3
Exons: 21
Coding region: 267-3938 (1223 amino acids)
Biological process (GO): regulation of intracellular pH; transmembrane transport; monoatomic anion transport
Cellular component (GO): plasma membrane
Molecular function (GO): sodium:bicarbonate symporter activity; solute:inorganic anion antiporter activity; monoatomic anion transmembrane transporter activity
Source: RefSeq, a predicted model, not a curated record